This is a messenger RNA of Toxorhynchites rutilus septentrionalis, 864 nucleotides long. RefSeq lists its product as uncharacterized. The coding region runs from base 57 to 719 and encodes 220 amino acids. The record is from RefSeq and is a predicted model, not a curated record. Lineage: Eukaryota; Metazoa; Arthropoda; Insecta; Diptera; Culicidae. The transcript is spliced from 3 exons.
AUAUUUAAAGGCUUCCAGCGCAAUUUGAUCAGUCCGAUUCUGUUUCUUAGCACAGAAUGAUUACUUUGAUAACGAUUGUGCUUUCGUUGCUGCAGGUCAUCAAUGGUGAACCGUCGAAUAAAUUUGAAUCAACCCACGGGUGUUUACAGUAUAACACCGAUCAUGGAUACUAUUAUCAGCAUCCGUACUAUCCGACGAGCAGUUUCCGACACGUGAACAUCACCAACAACGGAGUAAAGCUAAUGCGUUUCGGUGUUCUCGGAAAAAACGAUGGUCUCAUCCGAUUAUCACCAAUCAUGUAUCCCUACGAUGGAACUGAAAUGUUUGAAAUAGUUCUAUCUGGAUGGGCGAACACAAAGACCGUAGUCCGUCGCUACAAGCGUACCUCACCAAGCGAACAUGGCGAUGAAGAUGUGUUGAAGGAACAGUCUAGUAUUGGUAUGUUGUCCGUGUACGAACCCUUCAUGUUUACGAUGGCAGUGCAUCCCAACGGCCUGGUGCAGCUGACCAGAGAUGGUGAUUCAGAUCCAUUCCUGGAAUUUCGUGAUCCCAAAUUCGUGUCCGCCAAGCAUGUAGGAUUUUGCAACUGGGACGUUCCGGUUGUAUUUUUCUACGAUUGUCCACUGGAGGUAGAUCAGAGCUUGUGCGAUGGUGUUGUGAUGGUUGAAUCACAAUUUCAUAUGUUUUGCUCUAUCCGAAACCCUUUACGCGGCGCUUGAAAUAUAUAAAGGAUAUGUUGAGUAUUUUUUGACUUUUGCUAAUGGAUAGUACAUAUGAUUGUAUGUUUGUUAUACUUGAAAGAUAAUUCUUGAACAGAUGCUAAUCUAAUUGAGUCAAUAAAACUUUUACCUUUAUGUCAUUAAA